AUGCUCUUCAACAAAGUCUUCGCCGUCUCCGCACUCAGUACUCUUGCUGCCGCCACAGCCGUCGAGCGCCGCGGGGGUGGUCAGGAUAACACCCAAUGCUCAGGCCUCCGAUGCUGCCAACAGGUUGGGUCCGCGACCGACCCCUCUAUCAUUACCCAGGCUACCAGCCUCGGUGUCCUUUCUGUCUUGGCGGGUCUUCUUGCCUCCGUCGAAGUUGGUCUCAACUGCAGCCCCAUCACCGUUAUCGGUGGUGACAACGGUGCAUGCUCUGGAGGCACCACCGUUAUUUGUAAUGACAACAGCCACGGCAAUCUCAUCAGCGUCGGAUGCGUCCCUGUUACCAUCUAA
Molecule: messenger RNA, 348 nt
Organism: Marasmius oreades (fairy-ring Marasmius)
Lineage: Eukaryota; Fungi; Basidiomycota; Agaricomycetes; Agaricales; Marasmiaceae
Exons: 3
Coding region: 1-348 (115 amino acids)
Cellular component (GO): fungal-type cell wall
Molecular function (GO): structural constituent of cell wall
Source: RefSeq, a predicted model, not a curated record